AUGUCCGGUAGAGGAAAAGGUGGUAAAGGUCUAGGUAAAGGUGGUGCUAAGCGUCACAGAAAGAUUCUUAGAGAUAACAUUCAAGGUAUCACUAAGCCAGCUAUUAGAAGAUUAGCAAGAAGAGGUGGUGUUAAGCGUAUCUCUGGUUUGAUCUACGAAGAAGUGAGAGCUGUUCUAAAGACAUUUUUGGAAUCUGUUAUUAGAGAUGCAGUUACCUAUACUGAACACGCAAAGAGAAAGACAGUCACUUCGCUGGACGUCGUGUACGCUCUAAAGAGACAGGGUAGAACCCUUUAUGGUUUUGGUGGUUAA
Messenger RNA from Zygosaccharomyces rouxii, 312 nucleotides. It is a transcript of the gene HHF2, whose product is annotated as histone H4. Gene Ontology annotation, biological process: nucleosome assembly. The record is from RefSeq and is a predicted model, not a curated record. Gene Ontology annotation, molecular function: structural constituent of chromatin; DNA binding; protein heterodimerization activity. Gene Ontology annotation, cellular component: nucleosome. Bases 1 to 312 code for a protein of 103 amino acids. NCBI's taxonomy places the organism in Eukaryota, Fungi, Ascomycota, Saccharomycetes, Saccharomycetales, Saccharomycetaceae. The transcript has a single exon.